CCAAUUAAUAACACUUGUGUUUAGGUACUCGGUACUCCUACAUCACAUGGUUUUACUAUAAAACGUGAAGUUUUUUCACAACUCGAGACAUUAGUUCAUCGAAUUUCAUUUCCGUGCAACCAGAACGUUUCUUUGCUCCUGAAACUUACACCAGGCAAAUCUCCAACUCUCAUCAUGAAUAACUUAUCAUUCAUUUGCGGAACCUUGCUCAUCGGCAUCAUAUCAGCCAAUGCCAACCCAGUUCAUAGCCAGGUCCCAUCAGAUAAUAACCCUUCUCUAAGCUGUGUUCUUUUCAAAGAACUCGGCUGCGACGUUCAAUGCACAUUCAUGGCAAAACUGCAAGACUCGACCUCUGAAACUUCAGCAUCCUGCAACGAUGAGCAAAAAUGCACCUGUACAGUCAAAUCGGACGAAUCUGACGAUUCCCUGGUCGCCUUGUGGAAUAAAAAAUUCGAAGCGGAUGAUGACCUGAUUGAACAAAUUAGACAAGGUAGAUCACUUCCCAGAAAGGUUAAGCAAGUGUUGAAGAAAAAUGCAUCUCGAACGGGCGAGCAAUGUAAACAAGCCCUCGCGACAAUUCUGCCGAAACGCCUGUAUAGUCAAAUUCGUGUUAAACAAAAUAAUACAACCGAAAUUAAUCAGACAAAAAUAGAUGUGGAAUCUAUAAAGCAAUUGGUCAACGAAGAUGAAGUGAAUUCAGUGAUGCGGAAUUCGCCUGAAUUCUACUCCACCAAUCUGAAUUGCUUGAGUUGGGUGCAUAAUUUCUUCGUAUACUUGAAAGCUCGUAAACAAAGUGCCAGCAUCCAAAGUAUUUAUCAUCAAGUUGAUCUAACUGGUAAUGGACUUUUGAAAGAAAAACUUGGUUUCUUUUUGAAGAAGAAUGACGCUCCAAAGAUAGAUACAACUAUCAAGUACGAACAGGAUAAUGCUGCUUCUCAAAUUGUGGCCAAUAUGGUGGUUGAUGGAAUGAUCAAGAGCCUUGGUCUUCCCAAAUGUUUCCCCAGGUCCUCAUAAACGUAUUUUCUGAUAUGUACCAGCAUUGAUUUAUGUUUUACCUUAUCAUACAAUUAUUUUUUAGAUAGCCUUAUGCCAGCAUGAAAAUUUAAAAUAAAAUCACUUCGUAGCAUUGA
Planococcus citri (citrus mealybug) is the source of this 1130-nucleotide messenger RNA. RefSeq lists its product as uncharacterized. Lineage: Eukaryota; Metazoa; Arthropoda; Insecta; Hemiptera; Pseudococcidae. The transcript is spliced from 3 exons. Bases 175 to 1014 code for a protein of 279 amino acids. The record is from RefSeq and is a predicted model, not a curated record.